GUAUGUUGUUCUUCAGUACUGCGUCAUUCCCGUACAGGCCAGGCGCGGCGGACAUGUACUUGCAGUAGAAACUCCACAUUCACAAUCACAAUGGACCAGGAAACUGUUACUAUUUUGGAUCCGUCUCAGAUCUACAGGCCAGAUGUCAGCGAGAAGCAGUUUGAAGGGACUGAGUUCAAACCAUCAGCCAAGGAAGUCCAAACCUUCCGACAAUUUGCUGAGCAUUCUCCCGAAGAUGACCCCCAGUUGGCUAAGGUCCAGAAUACUUACAAGCUGAUGCACACACACCAGACCGUUGAGUAUGUCCGUAAGAAACACGAGCAGUGGGGCAAGUUUGACCAUGGCCAGUUCUCAAUCAUGCAGGCGUUGGAGUUUAUCAACACCAUCAUUGACGAAUCAGAUCCAGAUACGAGCGUGCCAAACAUUUACCAUGCCUUCCAGACCGCUGAACGAAUCCGAGAACGUCACCCCGACAAAGACUGGUUGAUCCUGACUGGACUGAUUCAUGAUCUGGGCAAGGUGAUGGCAGCUUGGGGGGAACCACAGUGGUCCGUCGUUGGCGAUACUUUCGUUGUCGGCUGUGCUUAUGGGGACUCCAUUGUCUACCGAAAGACCAGCUUUGAUGACAACCCCGAUUUGAAAAACCCUGCUUACAACUCUAAGUGUGGCAUUUAUGAAGAACACUGUGGCUUGGCCAACGUGAUGAUGUCAUGGGGCCACGAUGAGUACUUGUACAAGGUGAUGGUUGAGAACAGCUGUAAGCUUCCUGAAGAGGCUUUGUACAUCAUCCGCUACCAUUCCUUCUACCCUUGGCACACCGGUGGUGACUACAUGCACCUGUGCAACAACAAGGACCUGGAGAUGCUCAAAUGGAUCCGUGAAUUCAACCAAUUCGACCUGUAUUCCAAAUGUGACAGUUUACCUGACCUGGACGCCCUCCAGCCGUUUUACCAGACGCUCAUCGACAAGUACAUCCCGGGCACCCUGAAGUGGUAGACCACUGCAAUGUGUCCAUCCCACCUGUCUCUGCUGCUUCUGUUAAAAGUGACAGCCAGAUGCUGCCCAAAAAUGAGAUAUAACCAGACACCAACACUUCUUCAUCGUUCAGCCAUUGGGUGUUGUGGCAUAUUUUAUCCCUAACAGUGCCGAACCAGUCAAACUUCAACACCAGUAACGUGUUUGACUUUGUGGAAUUAGGUAUUGGGAACUUGCUUUAUGGUGUUGGAUUCGACUGUAGGUCUGCACUUACCCUGUUGAAUUUUGGCUGAAUGGGUACUGUGGCCCUCUCACUUUUUAGUUUUUUUUACUAUCAGGAAUUUUAAAUGAAGGCAGAUUAUCCGUAAUUAUCUGAGUACAGUAUUUUUAGAGAUAAUGUAAUGAUGGAAAGCUUCCUACUGAAACAGUAAGUAUGUAAUAUGUAAUAUUAUAUAGCAAGUCUGGUCCGAGUUAAUUUAGCUCAUCAGGCUGGUGUUUAUCUCCAGUUUCCUUGGCAUGAAACUA
Messenger RNA from Acanthaster planci (crown-of-thorns starfish), 1500 nucleotides. RefSeq names its product myo-inositol oxygenase (gene miox). Gene Ontology annotation, cellular component: cytoplasm. Gene Ontology annotation, biological process: inositol catabolic process. NCBI's taxonomy places the organism in Eukaryota, Metazoa, Echinodermata, Asteroidea, Valvatida, Acanthasteridae. Gene Ontology annotation, molecular function: iron ion binding; inositol oxygenase activity. The record is from RefSeq and is a predicted model, not a curated record.